Molecule: messenger RNA, 381 nt
Organism: Ichthyophthirius multifiliis
Lineage: Eukaryota; Ciliophora; Oligohymenophorea; Hymenostomatida
Exons: 1
Source: RefSeq, a predicted model, not a curated record
AUGAACUUCACAAGGGAGAUUUUAGAAAAAUAUCCUAAAGUUUAGGAGAUGAUAAAACUUAUAAUUCUUGCUAUUAAAGAUACUAAAGAAUAUCUUAAAAAUAAGGAAAAAAUAAAGUUCCUUUUACUUAAAGUGAAGACUAGAAAAUACUUUAAAUGGUAGAAAAGCAUGGAUAUAAUUGGUCUUAUAUUUCUUAAGCUUUUAAAGGAAGAAAUAGUAAAUAAAUAAGAAAUAGAUAUUUAAAUAAACUUGAUAAAAAUUUAAAUUUCUAAAAAUGGACAGAUGAAGAAGAUAAUUUAUUAAUCGAAAGUUACUAAAAAUACGGAAACAAAUGGUCAUCAAUAGCCAAAUUAUUUAAUGGUAGAACCGAAAAUAUGGUGA